This is a messenger RNA of Xylona heveae TC161, 1171 nucleotides long. RefSeq names its product RNA polymerase subunit. Gene Ontology annotation, cellular component: RNA polymerase III complex; RNA polymerase II, core complex; RNA polymerase I complex. The record is from RefSeq and is a predicted model, not a curated record. Gene Ontology annotation, molecular function: DNA-directed RNA polymerase activity; DNA binding. NCBI's taxonomy places the organism in Eukaryota, Fungi, Ascomycota, Xylonomycetes, Xylonales, Xylonaceae. Bases 171 to 881 code for a protein of 236 amino acids. Gene Ontology annotation, biological process: DNA-templated transcription. The transcript is spliced from 3 exons.
GCAAUUCUGCGAAUCGGAAUCUUUCUGUGAAACUUCCCAUCUUGAUCCUCACAUUAUCACCAAAAAAAGGUGUUCCGUUUUUUGUCCCUUCCCUGUUUUUUCCACGCAGCGCAUCGCCUCAUUCAGCACGUGUUCCCAACCUCUCGGACCGGCAAAUCAAUACAGACACAAUGUCCGGCGAUCAGGAAGCGAGACAGGUUGAGGAUGCUGAGCGCGAACUGACCCGGCUCUGGCGCGCAUGGCGAACUGUUCAUGAGAUGGUCCACGACCGAGGCUAUGAGCUGGCUGAAGAAGAACUGCGCAUCUCGCUCGACGACUUUCGGAGACAAUAUGCCGGUGUGGACGGAUUCCCCGAUCGCAAGAAAAUGACCUUUUCCGCCCGCCCUUCGCAAGCCAUGCUCGAAAAGUACUCCACGCCCGCUACGCCUCAAAACCCGAACCCGCCCCCUCCAGCAAUCGGCACCAUCUGGGUCGAAUUCAACGGCGACUCGAACGUGGGCAUCAAGCAGAUGCGGACGUUUGCCCACCACAUUGCCGAGCACAACUACAUGACGGGCAUCCUGAUCACCGCCGUGUCCAUCACCCCCGCCGCGCUGAAGAUUAUCCCCACCGUGCUGCCCGCCAUCAUGGAGACCUUUCUCGAGCAGGAUCUGCUCGUCAACAUUACGCACCACGAACUCGUCCCCAAACAUGUCCUGCUCAGCAAGGCCGAAAAGGCCGCUCUCCUGCAACGUUACCGGCUGAAGGAGACUCAGCUUCCCCGCAUCCAGGUCGGCGAUCCCGUGGCGCGCUAUCUCGGCCUCCGAAGAGGUCAGGUCGUCAAGAUUAUCCGCAAGUCUGAAACGGCAGGUCGGUAUGCUAGUUACCGGUGGGCAAUCUAGAUUUAGAUUUCAAGCCUGAAAGUCUUUUGGGUUGGGGGGCCGGGCCGCCGGAGGGGAGGAGGGGGAUGGGGGGAUGGGGGGAGAGUGUGGAUUGGAUGAUUGGAUCAAAAGCGCUAAGAGAGUAAUGUUUUCAUUGUCGGGCAAAGACACAAAAACUUGCGCGUUUCGAGGCGUUAUGGGGUGUUUGACUUAUUUCCUUCCUUUUUCUUUUUCUAUCUCAUUAUUUCACUAUCCUCAUCAUAUCAACGACACUAUCAUCUUCAGUGCCAUUACAGAUACAAUUUACUUUC